AUGUCUAACAACACAGCAGUGCUAGUGACUUCGGCCGCUGGCUUAGGAGCCGUCGCGCUGCUAUCCGUCCCUGCCGUUCUGAAUCUUGGCAGUCUCCGUAACCGUGGUCCAAAACUCACAAUCGAGGGUUAUGAAGAUAAGGAUGGGAAGAGCACACCGGAGGCCGUCAAAGCCUUCAGUAACAAGCUUUCCAAAUCUGUCUUGCUUUUCUUUUCAGUAGCUGGUCUCGGCGUGUCGCUUGCGCUUGCUAUUAUUUCGACGUUAGAUGCCCGAGGCAUACAAGAAGGCGUCUUGUUCCUGGAAAACUGGUUGGAUGUAAUGAUCUGGGCUUUCUUAUCCUUACAAGCUAUUUCUGUUGCCUCUACCCAAAACCCGGUAGUCGCUUAUGACCUCGGCAUCUGGUCUUUCCUUUCGUGCAUUGCCCUGGUUGCCGUUCUCGCAACCCAGGACGACAACGUAGCCGUAUUCUUACUUAAGCAGAAUGCUGCAGGUAUUUUCUCCAUUCGGGUAGUGGAAUUAGUUGCUGCCGUUUGUCUAGCCCUCGCUAGUUUAUCGAUACCUAGGCGACCUGAAGUAUUUCACAACGGCCAGCCCGUCGAUGGGCUGUAUACCGGGUCGGCAUGGAGUCGUUACAACUGGAGUUGGCCAGCUUACAUACUCAGCAAGGCUUCCCAGAAGAACAAUCUCGAUUUGGAAGACCUCCCUAGGCCUGACCAUUACACGAGAGCCAAAGAAACGAGUGCUGAUUGGGAAAGCCGCGGCUUCACCGGCCCGCUUUGGAUCUCUAUAAUAGCUUCCCACAAGUGGGAGUUCGCUCUCCAAUGGAUACUGACUGUUGUGACUGCCUUUUUGAACUUAGCACCUCAGUGGGCUGUCUUGCAAUUACUUCACCUCUUAGAGCGACGACAAAACCACGAGCCCCUUGGAUAUGAGGCUUGGGUCUGGGUCAUAUUGAUCGCCGUGACCAGUCUUGUUCUGUCGUGGGUUGAAGCCUACUCAUUCUGGUUAUCAUGGGCGCAUAUCUCCAUCCCCAUCCGCGCCCAGCUAUCGGCGCUCAUCUUCGAGAAAUCUAUGAGGCGUAAAGAUGUCAAAGAAGCAAGCAAAAAGAAAACUGCUUCAUCUGAGUCAACGGAACCAAAUUUUGCUGGACCGAUAGGAGAAACAUCCGCCGCCAACAGACCGGAUAUUGAGGAGGUCGAGGGGGAGGAUCUAGCCGAGCAAAUUAAGAAGAGCAAGCAGAGUACUGUCAACCUCAUAGGUGUUGAUGCGAAGCGAUUGUCGGAUUUUGCUGCAUUCAAUAACUUCUUUAUCGGAAGUGUUUGUAGGUUGAUUGUGUCACUGCUCUUCUUAAUAGACCUCCUCGGGUGGAAGUCUCUUCUUGCGGGCUUUUCGACGAUGGUGGCUGUUACUCCCAUAAAUAUUUACUUCUCGAAGCGGUACUCUGAUGCGCAAGACCGCCUAAUGAAAGUCAGGGACGAAAAGAUGGAAGUGGUUUCUGAAGCUCUUCAGGGGAUUCGUCAGAUUAAAUUCUCCGCCCUCGAACCACAGUGGGAAGAAAAGAUUGGCAGCGUCCGAGAGCGUGAACUAGGAUGCGUCUGGAGUGCCUUCAUCAACGAUGUUAUGCUCAUCGGAUGCUGGAUUACUAGUCCGAUUAUGCUAGCUGCCGUCUCCCUCGCCGUUUACGCGUCUUUACACGGCACGCUUUCUCCUUCUGUCGCCUUCGUCAGUCUCGGUGUUUUUAAAGCGCUCGAAGUCACCCUAUCUGUAGUUCCCGAGUUGACAACUGACCUUCUUGACGCUUGGGUUUCUGUGAAGCGGGUGGAUGCCUACCUAAAAGGAGCGGAGAUUUCGAAAAUUACCAAGGAGGCGGAUGAAGUCACGUUCGACAACGCAUCCAUCGCUUGGCCUUCGGAUAGCCAGGAAGAGGAUCCCGAUCGAUUUGUUUUGCGCAAGGUCCAAAUUACAUUCCCAAAGGGUGAACUAUCAAUUAUAUCGGGAAAGACAGGAAGUGGGAAAAGCUUGAUGCUAGCAGCUAUUUUGGGUGAAGUAGACAUAUUGGACGGGUCCGUCAGCGUGCCUCGAGCACCAUCUCAACGAUAUGACAGUAAAGCGAAUCGGGAUAAUUGGAUCAUCCCCGGUGCCAUAGCCUUCGUUGCGCAAAUACCAUGGAUCGAAAAUGCAACCGUCAAGGAAAACAUCUUAUUUGGGCUGCCGUUCGACGCGUAUCGAUACAAUAAAACCAUCGAGGUCUGCGCGCUGACGAAGGAUAUGGAGAUAUUCAGCGAUGGAGAGAACACGGAAAUCGGUGCCAACGGCAUUAAUCUAAGUGGUGGACAAAAAUGGCGAAUCACACUUGCACGCGCCAUCUAUUCCCGUGCGGGCAUCCUCAUUCUUGAUGACAUUUUUAGCGCUGUUGAUGCUCAUGUUGGCCGUCACAUAUUCGAACAGUGCCUCACUGGGGAACUUGGCGUUGGGCGAACUCGCAUCUUAGUGACACAUCACGUUGCCUUGUGUGAGCCAAAAACCAAGUAUCUGGUAGAGCUAGGAGACGGUUGUGUAUUGCACGCUGGAUUAGUCUCCGAGCUAGAAGAAACUGGCACCCUGGAACAGAUUAAAAGCCACGAGCUCGUGGACCAGCAUAUUCAUGACGAAGAAGGAUCUACAGCUAUCAAUUCCGAAGAGGCAUCCCAGCUUGAUACUGAGCCCGAUGGAGAACCUCUUGCAAAAGUAUCCUCCAAGGCGCAAAGGCGCAAGUUCGUCGAGGACGAGGGGCGUGAGCAAGGAGCUGUCAAGGCAAAAGUCUAUGCGGUAUAUCUGAAGUAUAGUGGCUCGUGGUGGUUCUGGUCUACUGUCCUCUUCCUCUUCCUUUUCGUGCAAGCUUUAACCCUAGGACGUUCGUGGUGGUUACGAAUAUGGACGGGAUCGUAUGACGAACAACGGCAACAAGAGAUGGGAACCCAAAUGACGAAACAUCCUUACUCGUUUGCAUUUACCGUACAACAAAUUACAGUGGACAGCAUGGUUCAGCCGACGGCUGCGUCGAACAACAACCUAGUCUUUUACCUCAGCAUCUACGUAUUCCUCUCGGUAUUCGCCUCAGUCGUCUCGACGUUUCGCUAUUAUUAUAUAUUCCUUGGCUCGAUACGUGCCUCUAGAGAACUAUUCGCUAAACUCAACUUCGUCGUACUUCGAGCACCACUUCGAUGGCUUGAUACGGUUCCUCUGGGCAGAAUCUUAAACCGGUUUACAGCUGAUUUCCACUCCGUUGAUACCCAUAUGGCAUAUUCGUUAGCAUUCGCUGCGAGUGCAUUCCUAAACCUUGUGGGGGUCGUAGUCGCUGGUUUGUUCGUCUCGCCCUACACAAUCAUUUUGGCACUGUUCCUUCUCCUUGUCUGCGCAUUCUACGCAAUCCGCUACCUGGACGGCGCAAGGCCGGUGAAACGUCUUGAGUCGGUUACCAAGUCCCCGGUAUUCGAGCAGUUCGGGUCUGCCUUGACCGGUGUCCAGACGAUCAGAUCUUUCGACAAGAGCAGUACCUACAUCGAGCGCAUGUAUACGAAACUAGACGACUGGACCGUGGCGACUUGGCACCUUUGGCUCUUCAUCCGCUGGAUGGGUUGGCGAAUGGCCGUAGUGGGAAGCUUCUUCGCCUCCUUUGUUGCUAUUCUCAUUCUCAUUGCCCCAAACAUCGAUGCGUCCCUUGCCGGAUUUGGAUUGGCAUUUGCUCUCGAGUUUUCUGGUCAUGUCAUGUGGACGAUUCGCCAUUAUGCAAACGUGGAGCUAGAGAUGAAUGCGGCGGAGCGGAUCGUCGAGUACACAGAAUUGUCAACGGAGAGUUUAGAAGGGAAGAGUCCGCCAGCAGCCUGGCCAACAGAAGGUCGUGUCGAAGUAAAUGAUCUCGUCGUAAGCUAUGCCGAGGACCUACCACCCAUUCUCAAAGGUCUUACUUUUACCAUCCAACGAAACGAGCGUGUUGGUGUAGUCGGACGCACCGGUGCGGGCAAGUCAUCCCUCACACUGGCAUUCUUCCGCUUCCUCGAGGCCCGGUCAGGGAGCAUCUUUAUCGAUGGGUUAGACAUCUCUAAGAUUAAGCUGCAUGACUUACGUAGCCGGCUAGCCAUCAUACCACAGGACCCAGUUCUAUUCAGCGGUACCGUGCGCUCAAACAUCGACCCCUUCGACAAUCACACCGACGCCGAACUUUUCGACUCACUCGCGCGUGUGCAUCUCAUCUCCGAAGCCGAGCACGAAAUCGCGACAACCAAAGUUCAUAGCGCCUUUCCGAGCACGCCUGCCUCCGCUACAGGCGCAUCCACCCCGUCCUCCACCACCGGCAGCACGAAGAAGAACACCAACAUAUUCCGCAACCUCCUCUCUCCCAUAUCCGAAGGCGGACUCAACCUGUCCCAAGGACAGCGGCAAUUGCUGUGUCUGGCGCGAGCCAUCGUUUCCCGGCCCAAGGUAAUGGUGCUGGACGAGGCCACGAGCGCCGUGGACAUGAAGACAGACGCGCUGAUCCAGCGCAGCAUCCGCGAGGAGUUCGGCGACAGCACGCUCAUCGUCAUUGCGCACCGCCUCAGCACCAUCGCCGACUUCGACCGCAUCCUCGUGCUCAGCGACGGGAAAGUGGCCGAAUACGGGUCGCCCCGCGAGCUGUGGGAGUUGAAGAAGAACGAGGCUGGAGGCGAGGGUGGCGAGGAGAUGGGCAUGUUCCGCGCCAUGUGCGAGCAGAGUGGCGAGAAGGAGCACUUGAGGAAGAUUGUGUACGGGGAGGAUUGA
Hypoxylon fragiforme is the source of this 4779-nucleotide messenger RNA. Its product is annotated as P-loop containing nucleoside triphosphate hydrolase protein. Bases 1 to 4779 code for a protein of 1592 amino acids. NCBI's taxonomy places the organism in Eukaryota, Fungi, Ascomycota, Sordariomycetes, Xylariales, Hypoxylaceae. Gene Ontology annotation, biological process: transmembrane transport. Gene Ontology annotation, cellular component: membrane. Gene Ontology annotation, molecular function: ABC-type transporter activity; ATP binding; ATP hydrolysis activity. The record is from RefSeq and is a predicted model, not a curated record. The transcript has 3 exons.